CGAUCUAGGCUAAAUCUGAAACAAGAGACCAAAAAGUUGAGCAAGAAGCGUUAAAAAGGAGCUUGGGUCUUGUUGUGUUGACCACAAUCCUCCUCUCUUUCCCUCCUAAUUCCUCUUUAGGGUUAUAUACUUAUAUUCCUCUCUACGUUUUAUUCAUUCCCCCCUUCAAAGUGAAAUCACCUCCCCGUGGAUUGCAGAAAGCUCAAAAACCCUUAUUAAUGGGUUCCCUAUUUCGCUGAAUCUGCUUUCAAAACCCUAAUUUUCUCGAUUUUUCUGCUCAAGCGUGUUGGCAAUGUCGGAGGACAUGGUGAUGCAUUUCUCCUCCAAUUCCUCCAAUCAGUCCGAUCACUCCCUGCCCGACAAAAUCGCGAAGCUCGAGGCUCGCUUGACCGGCAAAACCGCCUCCUCCGCCAAGCCGCAGCCUCAGCAGCAGCAGCAGCUCUCCGUCUGGUCAUCUGCUUCCGCCCCUGCCAAAGUCGCGGCGGGUUCGUCGGAUGUCUCUAUCAGUGAUUCCGACGACGAGAACACAGGAGAUUUCCUGAUCCGAGCAAAUACCAAGAAGCGCCAGAAAGUUCAAGACUUUAACAACAACAACUCCACUCUUGUUGAUCAUGCUGAGCCGCAAGAGGCAGCAUAUGAUGGAAGGAAAAACGACGCUGAGACCAAGACAGGCGUCGAUGUGAGUAAGAAGAAGCAAGGUCGAGGUCGAGGUUCAUCAACAGGCAGAGGGCGUGGUUCUAAAACUAACAAUGAUGUGACCAAAUCUCAGUUAUCUGCUGCAAAGUGUCAACUGGAUGUCUCUGAUCAAAAGGAUUUUAAGGCUGAUGGGCAAAUCAGGAAUGGUGAAUGCUCUGUUCAGGAUGAGGAUGUGUUAUCUUUACGAGCAAAAAUCACCUUGCUGGAGGAUGAGUUAUGCAAAUCUCGACAAGAUUCUUCUGAGUAUCAGAAUCUUGUACGCAAGCUUGAGAAUGAGGCAAAAGAGUUAAAAGAUCAGGAACAACAAGGGAAGCUAAAGACAACUAAAGUAAUAUCUGACCUUCUCAUAUCUGUUUCCAAAUCUGAGAGACAAGAAGCAAGAACAAAAGUCAAACAUGAUUCUUUGCGAUUAGGCAGCGUUGGCGUACUCAGGACGGGAACCAUCAUAGCUGAGACAUGGGAGGACGGACAAAUGUUGAAAGAUCUGAAUGCACAACUUAAACAAUUGCUGGAAACCAAGGAGGUUAUCGAGAGACAGAGAAAGUUCCUUAAGAAAAGACAGAAUGGUGAUAAGAGUGACGGAACUGAUUCAGAAUCAGGAGCACAGGAGGAAGACGUAAUCCCCGAUGAGAUUUACAAGUCUCGCCUCGCUAGUAUUAAGCGGGAGGAGGAAGUAGUUUUGCGUGAGAGAGAGAGGUAUGAACUGGAGAAGGGUCAACUUAUGAAGGAGAUGAAGCGCAUACGAGAUGAAGAUGGUUCUCGCUUCAAUAAUUUCCCAGUUUUGAAUUCCCGAUAUGCUCUUCUAAACCUUCUUGGUAAAGGCGGAUUUAGUGAAGUCUAUAAGGCAUAUGAUUUGGUGAAUCAUAGAUAUGUUGCGUGCAAGCUUCAUGGUUUAAAUGCUCAGUGGAGCGAAGAAAAGAAGCAAAGUUACAUCCGACAUGCCAUGAGGGAAUAUGAUAUCCACAAAGAUCUUGUGCAUCACCACAUUGUCCGGCUUUGGGAUAAAUUUAGAAUUGACCUGGAUACAUUCUGCACAGUUCUGGAAUAUUGUAGUGGAAAAGACCUUGAUGCGGUUUUAAAGGCAACGCCUAAUCUUCCUGAGAAAGAAGCAAGGAUUAUCAUUGUACAAAUAGUUCAAGGCCUUGUAUAUCUGAACAAGAGAUCACAGAAGAUAAUCCACUAUGAUCUGAAGCCUGGGAAUGUUCUGUUCGAUGAGUUUGGAGUAGCAAAAGUUACUGAUUUUGGUCUUAGCAAGAUAGUGGAAGACAAUGCUGGUACUCAAGGGAUGGAGCUUACUUCGCAGGGUGCUGGAACAUACUGGUACUUGCCUCCAGAAUGUUUUGAGCUUAGCAGAACUCCUAUGAUCUCUUCAAAGGUUGAUGUAUGGUCGGUUGGUGUUCUGUUUUACCAAAUGCUGUUUAGAAAGCGACCCUUUGGACAUGACCAAAGCCAAGAACGGAUUCUAAGAGAAGACACAAUCAUUAAAGCCAAAAAGGUUGAGUUCCCAGCAAAACCUUCCAUCUCGAAUGAAGCAAAGGAUUUGAUUCGAAGGUGUCUAACAUAUAACCAAGGAGAUAGGCCAGAUGUUCUAACACUGGCACUGGAUCCAUAUCUUUCCUACACUAAGAAAUGAAAGGGUGUAGAGCUUCACAAACUAAGCAGAGAUACUAAAGGACCAGGUCCUAGAAUCUUUUUUUUUUCUUAUUUGUAUAGAUUAUAAUGUUUUUGUUUGUUUAUUUAAAUAUUUUAUCUCCCUGCUCCUUGAAACCAUUUAAUUUCGGUGAAUUUAAUCCGUCUACCAUUAAUUA
This is a messenger RNA of Brassica oleracea var. oleracea, 2504 nucleotides long. RefSeq names its product serine/threonine-protein kinase TOUSLED. Gene Ontology annotation, biological process: chromosome segregation; intracellular signal transduction; peptidyl-serine phosphorylation. NCBI's taxonomy places the organism in Eukaryota, Viridiplantae, Streptophyta, Magnoliopsida, Brassicales, Brassicaceae. The record is from RefSeq and is a predicted model, not a curated record. The coding region runs from base 293 to 2329 and encodes 678 amino acids. Gene Ontology annotation, molecular function: ATP binding; protein serine/threonine kinase activity. Gene Ontology annotation, cellular component: nucleus. The transcript is spliced from 16 exons.